AUGGCAGAAAUCACUGCCACCAUUGAGCUGGUCAGGACAGUUCUGACACCUCUGAGGGCUGUGAAGCAAGCCAUCGACAACAUUGUGAAAAUUGAUGAGAGCCAGCACUUCCUUCAGGACAGGGUGCAUGGAAUUUUUGGCGUUUUGGAGCGAAUCCAGCUUGUGCAAGGCUUUGGGACAGCAAGUGGAUUGGAUGGGCAUCUCAAGUCUAUGGACAAGACAAUUCGUGGGGUGCUUGAAAAACUGGUGCAUGCCCUGGACCUCUUGGUGAGGACUGAUAGCACGCCACACUACAAGAAGUGGAUACACUCCAAGAAUAUAAGGGCACAGUUUGAAGAUGUGCACCAUGAUCUCAACACCGUCGUUUCAGAUCUGACACUGGCGAUAACAGCAUGCUGCUUAGCAGCCAACAGCCAAGGCUGCAAGGACAUACAGGACCAACUGAAGAGAAUAGACAGGCUUGGGGAGGAAGAUAAAUUGACUCGGUUUGUGGAGGAGAUGCAUCGCCUGGGCCACACUGAGGCAUACUGCAGGUACAACAGAAGCAUGAUGGAGUUCCUUGCAAGUCAGCUGCACCCAAUCGACCAGUUGCUGACCUGGCCACCGAGUAGGCCGGGGCACAUGUCAAGCGAUGAAUGGAGGAGGUGUCAGAACACAUUGCGAGGCACUGUGCAGUUGGGACAGAAGCUGAUCGAGCGCCACAGGACGCAGUUCGAUCUGAAGACCUUUUAUUGUGUUGAAGACGCUCGACGAGGCAUAGAAAUGAUACUCCAGAAAAUAGGCGACUUGCUGUUCAUGUGUGGCCUCCAACAGGUGCAGAUCUGCGACACAGUACCUCCUGAAUGCAUUGAGGCAGACAUAAACGAUCUGCACCGCAAAUUGGACUUCAUUCUGUAUGGAAGGGCGAUCUGUGAUUUUGAUCUUGAUUUCCGAGAAGAGUGGGAAUCUGUCAAGAGAGAACAUAUGACGCGCAUACGCUCUUUGCUCAUCAUCAGAGAGACUGACAUCGAUUGGGGAAAGGAGGUGUCCCAAGAGGUUCGCGAGGCUGUAUACUUCAACACAAAGGUGAUGGUGAAGAGGCUGAUUCCCAAGGGAGGCCAGCUGGAUCUUGAAGACUUCGCAAAAUUCUUCACGGAGGUGGCCAUAAUGGAUUCCAUCAGGCUCCCAUACGUCGCCAGGUUCUUUGGCGCAAGCAUGACUGGCCUGCUGGUGAUGGAGCGCAGCGACAUGGACCUCAUGGAGUGGUACAGGCAAACCCUGUCACUGACGUGGCCACAGAAGAUAAACGCACUGAAACAGGCAGCUCUUGGCCUGGAGUACGUGCAUGCACAGGGGGUGAUUCAUCGGGGAGUGAACAGCCACAGUUUCCUUGUUUUCGACAACGCCGAAAGCUCAGUCAAGAUUGCUGACUUCAGCUCCGCCAUCGAGAUCACAGACGUGAGGACGAUUUCUGUCAGGCGGCACAUAGGCCCGUCUCUCUGGAUAGCACCGGAGAUCUUCGAUGGGCGAUCCCACAGCCUGGCCUCCGACGUCUUCAGUUUUGGAGUCGUCAUGCACGAGGUCGCGGCGCAGCGGUACCCAUAUGGCAUCGGAUCCACGGAGGCCGACAUUUGGGAGAAGAAGAAGAAUGGGGUGCCGCCCUGCGACGUUCCUGCAGACUGCCCUGGUGGGCUUGUGGAGCUGAUGCGAGCAUGCUGCUCUUCGGACGCGGAACACAGACCAUGCAUGCGCCGUGUCAGGGAGUUUUUGUGCGGUCUUGAUGGCACUUCUUGA
Molecule: messenger RNA, 1773 nt
Organism: Ostreobium quekettii
Lineage: Eukaryota; Viridiplantae; Chlorophyta; Ulvophyceae; Bryopsidales; Ostreobiaceae
Source: the annotation of a GenBank genome assembly